CGCACGACCACCAAUGCUCGAGGAGCGUCGCGACGUUGGCUGGCAGUGUAACGACGUUAACGGGAGAGUCGGGCCUAUUCGGUAAUUUCGAGGAAAACGCGGAGUCUUCGAGCGGGUCGUUCUCUCGAAAAUCGGAUCGCCCUGGCGCAGUUGUGCCGAAUUCGGUGUAGUGCACCUAUCGAAGUAACUCACCUCGGCGUGGCCCGAAGCGUGAACCUAGGUGUGACUGCGCAGUCGCCAUGUACACAGGCAAGACGAAGUAAAAAGAGAUGCAAAGGAUGUAGCAAUUUCACUGGACUGAAAAUGGCAAAGAAAAAAGUGGCAUUGAUCCAUUAAUUAAGUCUAGUUGUAUUCGCAGUCCAGGAAAAUAUUUUUCUGCGAAACAACACUACUAGCAUUAGCUAAAUAUGUCAAGACCGAUUGAGGUCCAACCAUCACAACAACAGCAAUCUCAGCAACCGCAACAGCAUUCACAACCUCAGUCACAGCAGCAGCAGCAGCAGCAACCCCAGCAGCAACAAUCGCAACAACCGCCGCCGCAGCAGUCACAGCAGCAGCAGCAGCAACAACAGCAGCAACAACCACCGCCCUCGCAACAGCAACAGCAGAUGAUGCUUACAACUCAUGAGAUGCAGCAACAAAACGUUCAACAGCAGCAGCAAGUGCAACAACAAGUUCAGCAGCAACAGCAACCACAAGUUCAACAAGUCCAACAAUCGGUCCAACAACAGCAGCAACUUCAGUCACAGGUUCAGCCACAACAGCAGUUGCAGCAGGUACAGCAGCAAGUGCAACAGCAAGUACAAGUUCAACAGGUCCAACAAGUGCAGCAGCAACAGCAACAACAACCUCAAGGAAAUGGGCCGCAUAAUGUAGUCUCAACACAAGUUCAAGUUCAGCCGCAAGUUGCUGCCAUAAUGCCACAGCAACAAACAGCUGUUGCCGUAUCGAUGCAGCAUCAGCAGCAGCAACAGGGUGUUGGGGGAGUUUCAAUGACAUUGUCGGGUCAACAAGGUGCAACAACGAUAACUACAAUGGCUGCUCAUCCUCAAGCUAUGCAAGUUAUUCAACAACCACUUCAGAGCCAGGCAUAUCACCUACAACAAUUAUACAAUACUCAAGGAACGCCUUUGUUAAUGCCCGGAAAUCUGGCGCUUCAUCCAGCUGGCAUUAAUCCAUCAUCCAUUCAGGUGAUAACUGCGGGUAAACCAUUCCAAUCAGCGGCACAACUGACACCCCACAUGUUAACAACAGCGUCAACACCUGGACAAGGAGGUGGACAUCCUGGUGCAGGCGGUGCUAAAGUCCAAGGGUUUCCUGCGGGAUAUCUACCAGUACCUACAUCUGCUACACCUGGGGCAGGACAGACGUUGGUUUUCGGUCAACUCGGAGUUUCGGGCUCGUCUCAGGCACCACCUUCGAUGCAACAGCAGCAACAACAACAGUCUAACAACAAACAAGAUCAAGUUCAAAAAUAUACCACCUGUGCUGCUGGAACACCGACCGGUGGGAGAAGUGGAGGGAUGCAGUUUGCACCUUGGCAGUUCGCUCCUCAAGUUGCAUGGACGGGACUACAGCCUCCGACUCUGCUCACUGCAGCGCCAAACCAAAUAUUUAUAAGGGGACCAACUCAGCCUGACAUGUUCAUUCAAAGUCCGCAACCCAUACAAACUCAUAUUACCUUGGCUACGCAACAGCAAAUACAAGGAGUGCAACAAAUUGCUGCAGGUGGGAAGCCAAGGGUAAUGGACGUGCAACAACAGCAGCAACAGCAACAGCAGGGUAAACAGGCUACGACUGGGCAGAGGCCUCUCAGUAUCCUUCCAUCUUCGCUGCAAGGAGUACAGGGGGCUAAUAUCAGGCCUGCUAGCUCCGUUUCGACACAGACGGUCCAUGGAGUCCAAGCCACGGUCCACACGCAGAGUGGGAAAGGAGGUAACAGCGGAGGCAAAGGACGAGGCAAACCAAUGAUCCGGACGAGUCCUGGCCCAAAUGCAUCCGCAGCAACAACCAAAGCAGACGCAGCAAAUCAAACAAAAUCCAACGUCCACCAUGCUACCAUGAUUAUGCAGCAACAGUCGACAGUGAGCAACAGUAUUGGAAAUAACAAAGUCCUUAUCGCUGCGAAUUCACCCAUCGUUAGCUCUGCGCAACAACCCGGUUCACCCAUGGUAGUUUCUGAUAAACAGAAUUUUGCACAGCAAAAUAAAAGCGUGAUGCAGACGCAACAACAGCAGCAACAAAGUCAACAACAGUCGAUGCAACAGCAGCAGCAAGUAUUCAUACAGCAGAUGCAGCAUAUUCAGCAGCAGCAGCAACAACUACAGCAACAAUACCAACAGCAGCAACAACAACAGGCUUCUCAGCAGCAAAUACAGCCCAAACCGAUUAUGACUGGCAUGAGUUUGCAACAACAACAACAAGGGGUAGUUCUUGGAGCCGAUCGCCCUAUAAUGCCAGUAGUUUCAAUGGGAGGAGUAGGAGUUGCUACUGCGUUGCAAAUGAGUCAGAUGCAACAAGCCCCUAUGUCUGCAGUGCAACAAUUGCAACUACCGACGAUUAAUCCAACAAUAAUAAGCAAUCAGAUAGUCAGCGGAACAUCGCAAGUACAAACGAUGUCGAUGGUUAACCAGACGACAGACGCUACUCAACACGAAAGCAACAAUUCUCCUAUGGUAGUAACUUCGCCCGAACGUAGUCACCAAGCUGAGUGUUCAUUAAUGCUGUCAUCUAACGCAAGUGCGCCUCUUAACAACGAGGAUAGUUUAAAAGUUAUCUCGUUAAAAGAGGAGAUGACACCUAUGGUCGUCGACGAGACAAUUGCACCUAGUACGGACGGUGCAGACGCUGAUCAAUGUAAGAACGUUAAGAAAGAGGAAGGUGAGAAUACAUCUUCAAAGAUUGAAGACAAGCCUUGUAGCAAUCCUUUAACUGGUCUGGCCAAUACAGUAAACUCUAUAACAAAUGGUGCUUCUAAUGAGGAGACGACGACCAUUUCUGUUUCCACGCCUUCCAUAGUUAAUAAUAAACAAGUGCCACCUAAAGCCAUGGUGAAGCCCCAGGUUUUGACACAUGUUAUCGAGGGAUUUGUCAUACAAGAAGCUUCGGAACCAUUUGCGGUUAAUCGGUCGUCGUUAAGUGGUUCAGUCUGUCAGGUUGGUCAGGAUACGAGCAAUACUUUAAAUCGUAGUAUGAUGUCGUCGGAUAAAGAUGCCCUUGAAGAACCGCCAAGAAAGAAGCACGCUUCUAAUUAUUCCACUGAAGUAGAUGGGAAUAGUGGGCAAUAUAUGAAGUGUGAAUGUUGCGGAAAUAGCGUCGAUGAACAGAAUGGAAAGUAUAAAAAAGAAAAACGCUUUUGUUCCUCAACUUGUGCGAAGAGUAAACGAAAGGAUAUGCGAGACCGCGAAGGGGGUGACAAAGAAUGGACGGAAAUGGAGACGGAUACAAAAAGUAGCAACGGCAGUGCUCUUAAGAAAAUGAGUGAAGAAAGAUUGCCGUCCGCAACGACUACCACUUCCACGGCGGAUGACGUGACCCCGAGGAUCAAUCCGAUCAAGUGGACGGUUAGCGAGGUAUGUGAUUUUAUAAGAGGUUUACCAGGCUGUGCGGAUUAUGCCGAGGAUUUCGCAAUUCAAGAAAUUGACGGACAAGCACUUAUGCUACUUAAAGAAGAUCAUCUCAUGUCUGCGAUGAGCAUCAAGUUGGGGCCAGCCUUGAAGAUCGUAGCUAGAAUUGAUUCUAUGAGAAUAGAUUCGGUUACAAAUUCAGCUCCUGCAUCUAAUGUUAGUUCAUAAGUUGAUCGGCUUCUCGAUACUUCGAGAAGAAGUAAAAAGUGUAGAAAACGUAGCCAUUCGAAGCUACAGGGUCUGUGCAAGUAAUUUCGUUAACGUGAUACGAUGCGGCUUGUAACCGUAGCUUGACGAGAAAUCUUUAAAAAUAGUUGCAUAGUCCAUUUCCGUGUAUUACAUGGCGUUCGACAAAUGAUGAGUUUCUUCCCAUUAAUUAGAACGAUACAUGUCAUAUGUAAGUACGGACUACAUCGUUAAGUUAUUGAUACGGUUGGAAUGCCUAAUCUGUGUCAGGUUAUACGUUGUGUUAUAUGUCACAUUGUAUACUGUACGUCUCAUCACCAAUGUAUGUUCUACGUAACGAAUGCUGUAGUAAUACAGUAUUAAAUUAUAGGGGUCACAUAUAUUUAAGUCAUUGAUACUAUUAGGACCAUAUGCGUCGCAUAAGCGCCAUACGUAAGGUAAAUGUACCAGCAGCUGACCAAUAUCAACGUUUGAUCAUCUUUUAUUGUAAAAACCGCAUGAAACUAAGUAUACCAGGAACGAUCUGGUGACUUACCAUUUUUAAGUACAAGUGAAGGCUGUUCUCUAAAUGGUGCAAGACACUAUAUUUCGUGAUUUGUAUGAAAUUACACGUGUGCUUUACCUGUUUAACAUCGAGGCAGUAAUCACGAGUACGCGAGGAAAUUCGAAUAUAUUCCAAGCAUCAAAUACAAAGUAUUUAAAUUCGAGUAUUUCGAAGUAUGCGUACUGGAAACGUCAUCAUUCGAUGUUGUAAUUAGCCUAGUCGGCGUUGUCCACUGUACUGGUCAGUUGUCAGUAGACAUACCUUGCCUAAUUCUUUUUCUAUGACAAUGUGAAUCCAAGUACACCAAUCAUGCGUGUCAAUGUAAAUAUUAACUAUAGUGUUUAUUUAAAGUAUCAGAUUUUAUAAGGUGAAAAUAUAGUAAUUUUAAAGUCAA
Orussus abietinus is the source of this 4750-nucleotide messenger RNA. RefSeq lists its product as uncharacterized. Gene Ontology annotation, cellular component: PRC1 complex. NCBI's taxonomy places the organism in Eukaryota, Metazoa, Arthropoda, Insecta, Hymenoptera, Orussidae. The transcript has 14 exons. Bases 408 to 3794 code for a protein of 1128 amino acids. The record is from RefSeq and is a predicted model, not a curated record. Gene Ontology annotation, molecular function: protein binding.